CUCUUAUUACAAAGUUUAGCGUUAGAAUGAAUGGUGUAUUUGCAUGAUAUACUGUCAGUCAUAUAUCAUAAAAGACAUAUUGUUAAACUCUCGCAAAGAUCUCGGUUUUUACUCUUUUCAAGAGGGAUUUUAAAUAAUUUACCUUGAACAGAGAACCUCAACAGAAAUUUCGACGUCUUUUAAAGAACAUUUAAAGUUAAACCUGGGAGGGAAAGUGGAUCGUGAAUUCUAAUGAUGCCACAAUUAUCCUCAGUAUGUCUUGAAGUAUAUAUAAAUAAUAUAGAGUAAAAAUACUGAGACUAAGACACUACUGUAUAUAAAAUACUGAUAGAACACGUGCAGCGCGUGAUGGACCGUCGUGCGGAGAUCGUCCUCUCUCUGUAUGUCCUAGUCCUCGGACUUCUACGGGGAUGCCAAGGAGCCGCGCCACAGUUCGGGGGACUCCCGACGUCCGUUACAGUGGGCGAACAAGAGACGGUGGACCGGCUGAUCUACACGCUGACGGUGACGGACGCCGACAACGACCCGUUCAACUGUGACAUAUCUACCUCCACCCCAGCGGGAGCUCCAUUCAGAGUUCUCAAAGACCCAGUCACCAACAAAUUCGGCGUCUACACUAACUCUCCGACGUUUAACUUCGGUACCAACCCCACGUACCAACUUACAGUGCAGUGUGACGACAACACGGGGAACACACCAACAGCCGUGCUCUCAGUGGACAUCCUUGACGGAGACAAAAUCACCUUCACCAACAUCCCGGCGACGACUACUCAUGCAGCUUUGACAACGCUGGUAAAUUCCGCCAUAUUUGACGUGGAUGCUACAGAUCUCCUCGGUCAUACGCCGUUAACGUACACAAUAACAAGUAUUCCCGCCACAACGAGCUUUCAAAUAGACGGAACAACGGGUGCUAUCACAACAGCUCGGGAUCUAAAGUUCGAGACCAAUGCGGCCAUAGAUCUGUACGUCACCGUGUCCGACGGCUCCAUCGCCGUCACAGAAAAACUGAGGGUCCAGCUCACAGAUCUCAAUAACGUGCCCACGUUCACAAACCUGCCCGCAACAAUCAGCCAGAAUGAGGACACUGCUUCCGGCACGGUUCUAUACACACUGACGUCAUUUGACGCUGACGCAGGUGCGACGUUGUCGUAUACCAUGACAGUCAAUCCACCCGCAUAUUCCGGAUUAUUUACGUUCGCAACAAACACUCUGCAGCUGUCUCUGACGGCGGGCCAGACUUUCGACUACGAGACAAGGAGUUCCUUCACAGUUUCGUUUACAGUCACAGAUACCAUGGCAACCACGGGGCCCAUUGACCUCACGGUUAACAUCAACAACAUCAACGAGGCCUGCUAUUUCGACAAAACGUAUUACUACGUCACGCUCGCAGAGGCUACGGCUGGCAGUGUGACGUACAAUCCGAAUUUCCUAGUUCGGGACUAUGAUGGGGCGGCGGCCUAUACUUUGUCGUUUGCCGCGGGAAACAACAGCAACAGAUUUUCCAUUGACGCCAACAGUGGCAUCAUCUCUUUCGCCGUGGACUACAACAUUGAUAACGGCGCCAUGCCGUCGUCCGUCAUCCUGACGGUGGUGUGCACGGACACCACCAGCAAGACCGGAACCUCCAAGGUGGAGGUCACAAUCACGGAUGUUAAUGACAACGCCCCAUCGUUCACCCAGUCGACCUACAGUAUUACCGUGGACCAGUACGAUGCGCCGGGCUCACUGAUGGGGACUAUAUCACCCACAGACGCCGACUCAGGGGUCAACGGCGAGUUCUCGUGCUCCGGAAGUUCGACAGCGUCAUCAGCUACGACUUACUACUCAAUAGGAGCCGACUGUGGAGUUUAUCUGUUAUCCUCCCCAUCUGGGAACUUGGAUUACGGCACAAUUUCGAGAUUUACAAUCACAGCGGUAGACAAGGGUUCCCCGUCCCUGACCGGAACCACCUACGUAGACAUUAUCUACAAAGAGGCAACCACUACGACAACCACAACUACUGCAGCGCCCUCUACCUACAACUUCUGGGAUGACAGCGGCGCUGUGGCGGCUUUCUCUAUCGCCAUGGUUCUAGGAACCAUUUUACUCGCUGCCCUGCUAUACUACUUGUUGAGAUGUUGCUUUACGGGAAUGUGCUGCGGUCCGGAACCGUGUGACUUCAUGGAAUGUUGCAGAAGCUACGAGAGACCACGUCGUCUUCAGAGACGCUUGGUGACUCCUGAAAAACCAAAGCGACCAAGAAGGGACGAUUUCGAUUACUGGAGAGAAGACAGUGACUAUGGAUCAUUGGACAAGCAUGAACCUCCUUCCAGGAGACCAUCCCCCGCGCGUGUUCACGGCCCACGUGAGUACAAAGAUUUACCGAAUGGCAACAGGCUGACCCCGACAGACAUCGAGUUCCAGCCCCGGAGGCUAGUGUCGCGCCCAAUGGCGCUAUCGUAUUAUUGAUCGGGAUCGAUCUUCACACCAUUUUUGAAGAUGCUUUAACAUUUGUUCAUGACUGUAUUUCAUUCACUAGAGCAUUGACAUUUUUCUUACUGUUAUUUAUAUUCAAUUUACAUUGUAUAGAUAUUUUUGUAUUGUUUACAACUGUUUUUUGUUGAAAUAAAAAA
This is a messenger RNA of Magallana angulata, 2612 nucleotides long. Its product is annotated as cadherin EGF LAG seven-pass G-type receptor 2-like. Bases 349 to 2448 code for a protein of 699 amino acids. Gene Ontology annotation, biological process: homophilic cell-cell adhesion. Lineage: Eukaryota; Metazoa; Mollusca; Bivalvia; Ostreida; Ostreidae. The record is from RefSeq and is a predicted model, not a curated record. Gene Ontology annotation, molecular function: calcium ion binding. The transcript has 16 exons. Gene Ontology annotation, cellular component: plasma membrane.